Messenger RNA from Striga hermonthica, 945 nucleotides. NCBI's taxonomy places the organism in Eukaryota, Viridiplantae, Streptophyta, Magnoliopsida, Lamiales, Orobanchaceae. The record is from the annotation of a GenBank genome assembly.
AUGGGGAAAGAUCUGAGCGACGAUCAGGUUUCAUCGAUGAAGGAGGCCUUCACCCUGUUCGACACCGACGGCGACGGCAAGAUAGCGCCGUCCGAGCUCGGGAUCCUGAUGCGCUCCCUCGGCGGAAACCCUACGCAGGCCCAGCUGAAGUCCAUAAUCGCGGAGGAGAAGCUCAGCGCGCCCUUCGAUUUCCAGCGGUUCCUCGAUCUGAUGUCCAAGCACCUCAAGCCGGAGCCGUUCGAUCGCCAGCUGCGCGACGCGUUCAAGGUGCUAGACAAAGACGGCACCGGAUACGUCGUCGUUUCGGACCUCAGGCACAUCCUCACCAGCAUCGGGGAGAAGCUGGAGCCGGCGGAGUUCGACGAGUGGAUCCGCGAGGUGGACGUUGGGUCUGAUGGCAAGAUCCGGUACGAGGAUUUCAUUGCGCGCAUGGUCGCCAACAACCGAACUUCACAAGCGCAGAGCUGCGCCGCCGUCUCCUCCGCCGUCAUGGGUCGUAUGCACAGCCGCGGUAAGGGCAUUUCAGCUUCAGCUCUCCCCUACAAGAGAACUCCUCCCAGCUGGCUCAAGACCUCCUCUCAAGAUGUUGAAGAGAAUAUCUGCAAGUUUGCGAAGAAAGGGUUGACGCCAUCACAGAUCGGUGUGAUUCUCCGUGAUUCACACGGUAUUGCUCAGGUGAAGAGCGUCACCGGAAGCAAGAUCCUCCGCAUUCUGAAGGCGCACGGUCUGGCGCCCGAGAUUCCAGAAGAUCUGUAUCACUUGAUAAAGAAAGCAGUUGCCAUCAGGAAGCACUUGGAGAGGAACAGGAAGGACAAGGACUCCAAGUUCAGAUUGAUUUUGGUGGAGAGCAGGAUUCACCGUCUCGCCCGUUACUACAAGAAGACGAAGAAGCUCCCGCCCGUCUGGAAAUAUGAGUCAACUACUGCUAGCACGCUUGUGGCUUAA